AUUAUCUCAAUAAAAUAAAUAUUUAUUCAUUUUCAUAUAAAGCUGCGUAAUACUGAUAAAUAUAUAAAGCUGAAUAAUUUCAUUUUGGCUAACAAAUACCAAAAUGGGGCCACACGCGCAAGUCAACAAGAACCGCCCUUUUCACUUCAAUGUAGGCGAAGUUGUUGCCCCAUCCAUAACCCUACUAAUACCCCAUGCAUAUCUGACCUAAGUUUACAACGUUCGUUACCAGGUGCUACUUCAGUGAUAUUGUGAACUGUCUCUUAAUGCAAAGAAACUUCAGAACAUUGGCUUAAAUUAUUGACGGUUUUUCUGUGAAUUGAAAAAGUGAGAUUAAAAUGGACAGAAUUAAUGGAUGGCAAAGUUAUGCAACAAUUUGUCGGUUGUGCCUUCAGAAAGAUGGUUUCAUGUUUGGCAUUUUCAAUCAUAAUAGUGGAAAUGAGAAAAGUUUGUAUAAAAAAAUUGUGGAUUGUACUGCACUUCAGAUAACGAUGGACGAUGGUCUCCCUAAUGUAAUAUGCCACCGUUGUUUGUACAAAAUAGAUUUUUGCCUGGAAUUUCGCCAACAGUGCUUCGUUUCUGAUGCCACCUUGAGGAGAAUCCAUGAAGAAAACGAACCGAAUGCGUCAAUGCCGCAUCCACUAUUAGGUUUCCACGAUCACAAUGCUGAAGUUGUAAUGGUUGUAGAUCCAAAUGUAGCAGAUUAUAAUUCAGAUAUAGAUGCUGAGGCUGAGGUUCCAAGUGAAAACGAUAACUCUAUUAUUAAUAAAACUUAUGGUUAUGGCUUUUCCAACAUAUCAAUGUGCAGAUACUGCGAUCAUGCAUUCAUGAACAAGGAAGAAUGUUGUUCUCACGAGGCAACAGCUCACAAUAAUGAAACACCUUAUUCUUGUAUUUCUUGCAAUGCAAACUUCGAGGAUCGAAUACACUAUCUAACACAUCUAAAGAAUGUACAUCAAGAUGAUAAACCGUUCAAAUGCCCACAAUGUUCUCGUACAUUUGCUAGAAGAUCUGAUUUAAGAAAGCAUACUAUAGUACAUACAGGCAUAAAGCCCUUUACCUGCAAAGUUUGCUUCAAAUCCUUCUCAAGGAAUACAAAUCUUUCUAAACAUAUGCGCAUUCAUUCAGGUCAUAAGCUGUUUUCAUGCAAAAAGUGUCACAAGAAAUUCCUGAGUAAGUCUGAUCUAGCAAAACAUUCAGUAUAUCAUUCCAAAGUGAAAACUAAAAAGGCACAGAUUUCAAAAAAGAAAUUACAACAGACAUUACCCAUUCAGGAAACUAUAAAUGGGGAAGAUAUCACUUCUGAAAUAAAUAAUACAAAUAAUGUUGGAACUGAUGGUCAUUCAGAAAAUAUGGUAAUCAGUGUUGAUCCAUUCAAUCAGGAUACUUUCCAAGAAGACGAAGAUGACGUUAUGUCCAAUUCUUCAAGAAUUUCUGAACACAAUGUUGGAUAUGAACAGAUUAUGUCCAAUAUUAACCAACAAGAAGAUUAUUAUUCCAAUGAUACUCAGGAACAUUCACAAAAACCUUCUCCAUCACGGCCUUUCGUUUGUAGUACUUGCAAGAAAUCUUUUAUGAGGAAGAGAGAACUGGAUAGACAUAUUCUUACUCAUACAGGCAUGAAGCCAUUUAAGUGUUCUAAAUGUGACAAAAGCUUUGGAAGAAAAGAUAAAUUAGUAAGACAUAUGAGGAUCCAUGAUGUAAACAAACAAUUUUCAUGUGAACUUUGUGACUUCACGUUUACACGCAAAGAAAGUUUAACGCAACAUCAAAAAGUUUACCAUACAAAUUAUCAAGAUGAUGUUUAUUAGUUUAAUUGUUGAAAUUUUGCUAUAUGAAGUUUUGUUGUAUAUAUUUUAUGAUAUAUAAAAGAAUGAUGCUUUGAUUAAUUCUUUUAAAAGAAACCCAUUUCUAUUUUUUGAAAUAAAUAUCUCAAAUAUAAAA
Molecule: messenger RNA, 1944 nt
Organism: Harmonia axyridis
Lineage: Eukaryota; Metazoa; Arthropoda; Insecta; Coleoptera; Coccinellidae
Product: zinc finger protein 271-like
Exons: 2
Coding region: 339-1811 (490 amino acids)
Cellular component (GO): nucleus
Molecular function (GO): zinc ion binding
Source: RefSeq, a predicted model, not a curated record